Aethalodelphis obliquidens (Pacific white-sided dolphin) is the source of this 2091-nucleotide messenger RNA. It is a transcript of the gene NLRP13, whose product is annotated as NLR family pyrin domain containing 13. Gene Ontology annotation, cellular component: cytoplasm. The record is from RefSeq and is a predicted model, not a curated record. Gene Ontology annotation, biological process: regulation of inflammatory response. Lineage: Eukaryota; Metazoa; Chordata; Mammalia; Artiodactyla; Delphinidae.
AUGGCAGCUCACAGAAGAAGAUACAGAGAGAAGAUGAGGAUGAAAAUAUUGGUCCUGUGGGACAGCACCCCUUGGCCUGAUGACCAUAUAUAUCUCCACAACACGGGAGCACAGGAACGCAGAGAGCUGAGGAGACUACUGCAUCCGAGCGGGCCUGGAGCCCAGCCACCGACAGUAGCAUUGGAGGACCUGGCGGGUGUUGGGAGGACCGCCCUGGCCAUGAAGGUCAUGCUACACUGGGCAGAGGGCAUACUCUUUCAGCACCAGUUCUCCUGUGUCUUCUACAUCAGCUGCCACAAGGUGGGAGAGACUGUGAACACCACCGUCUGGCCUGCUGGCCUGCUCUCCUGGGACUGGCCUGACUCUCAGCUCCCCAUUGAAGAGUUCAGGAGUCAUCCCGAGAGGCUCCUGUUUGCCAUUGAUGGCUUUGAAGAAAUGACUGUGUCUUCCAACUUGUACGAAAGCCCGCCCUGUACAGACUGGUACCAGCAGCUCCCAGUGGCCAGAAUCCUACUCCACUUGUUGAAGAAGGAGUUGGUUCCCACAGCUACCUUACUGAUAACGACCAGAGACUGUGGUAAUCAAGAUCUUAAAAAUUUGUUAGUGAAUCCAUGAAGCUUGGGGAGAGAAUCGGUUGUCGUCUCGGGGUUCACAGAGGGAGACCGGGAGGAGUAUUUCAUCAAGUUCUUUGGUGACCUAGACAAAGCUAAUAAAAUCUUGAAUUGGUUAAGAAAAAUGGAAACUCUUUUUGAUUCCUGCUCUGCCCCCCUGGUGUGCUGGACUGUGUGUUCCAGCCUGAAGUGGCAGACGGCAAGUAAUCCUUCUUUCUGGCUGGCCACACAGACCACCACCAGCAUCUACGCCUAUUUUUUCUGCAGCUUCUUUGCCACGGCGGAGGUGAGCUUGUCAGAUCAGAGCUUGCCGGAACAGUGGAGAGCCUUGUGCUGUCUGGCUGCAGAGGGGAUGUGGUUCUCAAACUUCACAUUUGCAAAAGAGGUCAUGGAACAAGGGCAUCUGGAAGCCUCUUUUAUUGAUUCUCUCUUGAGGUUGAAUAUUCUUCGAAAGGUCAGUGACUGUGAAGAGUGCAUUUCUUUCACUCACCAAGGCUUCCAGGCGUUUUGGGGGGCCAUGUUUUAUGUGCUCUGGGGAACAAGAGGAUCCCUUGGUGGUCCCUCAAAGCAUCAAGAGAUGAGGGUGUUCCUGAAUGACGCCUUUGCUAACACAAACUUCUGCUGGCGUCAGAUGGCUCUUUUAUCCUUUGGUCUUUUAAAUACAGACCUAGCAAGAGAGCUAGAAGAUACUUUACGCUGUGAAAUGUCUCCCAGGGUAAUGGUCGAAUUAUUAGACUGGGCAGAAGGGUUGGAGAAGCAUGAUGCUGUCUCAGUCCACUUCGGAUUCCUACAGUUCUUCCAGUGCUUAUGUGAGACUCAGGACGAAAAUUUUAUGAGGCAGAUUUUGAAUCACCUCCUUGAAGCUGAUCUCGACAUUCAUGGGUAUCAGCGCCUCCAGGUUUCUUCCUUUUGCCUAAAGCACGGUCAAAAGUUACGUAAGCUGAGGCUCUGUCAGCGGUCCCAUCCUUGGACAGGGGUUGCCGAUUUCAGGAAACAUCAGUGGGAGGACAUUUGCUCUGUGUUUUGCAGCGGGAACAUGAGAGAGCUGGACCUGAGUAACAGCAAGCGUAAUACUUCAUCUAUGAAGGAACUCUGUUAUAAGCUGAGAAGUCCAAGGUGCAAACUCCAAAAACUGACGUGCAAGUCGGUGUCUCCUGUGAAGAUUCUGAAGGAGCUUGUCAUCGUGCUUCAUGGUAACCACAAGCUGACCCACCUGGAUCUGAGCUCUAACAACCUAGGAAUUACUGUGUCCAAGAUGAUUUUUAGAACUUUGAGGCACUCAGCCUGCAACCUCAAGUAUCUGUGCCUGGAGAAAUGCAGCCUGUUGGUGGCCCACUGGCAGGACCUGGCCUUGCUUCUCAUCAGCACCCAGGGAACGACUCGACUGUGCCUGGGAAUUAAUCAGCUCCAGGAUGAUGAUGUGAGGCUGCUCUGUGCUUCCCUGCCUCACCCCGAGUGUGUCUGAGAGAGACUGGUGUAA